AUGAGGCUGCGCUUGUUGCCCUCGCUAGCAAUAUUGAGCACGCAUUGCGUUGCCACCGGCGCUGAGCCGCUCAGAGUGUCACUGGCGAGACGAAGGCCACCCACUGCUGCUACGCCCGACUGGAUCCAGUCCGAGGCAGUGGCGUACCAUCAUGGUGAUCCUGCUACACCCGACUGGAUAAUGACGGAAUCUAACUCCACACAAGAUGCUGCCCAGCCCCCGCUACCACAUGGUAAGCGCGUGCCACUCCAGAACUUCGGCAAUGUACAGUACAUUGGCGCUGUGGGCUUUGGUAACCCGCCGCAAUAUUUCGACGUGGUGUUCGAUACGGGGUCGAGCGAUACGUGGAUCCCCGGCACCAGCUGCAAUAGUUGCGGCUCGCACCACCAAUUCGACUCUCAAAAGUCCACAACUUUCUUGGAUACCGAGGAAAAAUUCUACGAUGCGUAUGGGAGCGGAUCGGUAUCAGGAACAGUGGUGGUGGAUACAGUAACCAUCUCGGGAUAUACCGUGGACAGCGUUCGCUUCGGGAUAAUUGACGAUGAGAGCGACAAGCUGCAGGAGUUUCUUGCCGAUGGGAUCUUUGGACUGGGAUUCGAGGGCCUUGCACAUAUUAGUCGCCCCACUGUGUUCGCAGCUCUUGCAGGACAGAAUGCAGAUCUAGAAAAUAUGUUCGCUUUCUACCUCACACCUGAGGCCUAUCGAACAGGCAGCGAGUUGCAUAUUGGAGGCUACGACUUGUCUGUCGUUGGACCGAAUGCAUCGUUCCACUACACGCCCGUAGUGAAGCUGCCAGAGUUCGACUCGUUCAUGUAUUGGACUAUCAAGAUGAACAACUUCUCCAUCGUCACUGUCCAAGCCGAUGUCUCCGUCAAUAUGUGCGAGCCAUUCUGCUACGCCAUCGUCGACACGGGGACGUCGUUGAUCAGUGUUCCUGCAGGUCAGUUCAACGAGGUAGUUAGCAAGAUCACGCGUGGGUUAGACUGCGAUGGCAUUGACUGCAAUGCGGUGGCAGUUAAGGACUUCCCAGUGUUGCACUUUGGCAUGGAGCCAGACAACGUCUUCUUGCUACAGCCACAAGAUUACGUGUUGUGUUCGGGCUGGGGCCAGUGCAAACUACAGUUCCAGUCAACAACGGACGAGUGGUGGAUCCUUGGCGACGUCUUUAUUAAGACGUACUACACUCUGUUUGACGCUGAGCGGAUGCGGAUUGGCUUUGCGUGUGACGGUGAUGUUUGUCAAGGCGGACGGGGUAAUAUCUACGGUGAUAAUGGAGAAGGCGGCGCGUUCGGCGCGUGGGAGAACGCGUUCCUAUUGGGCUCGUGCUUCGCGGCCGCGUGCAUGUUCCUGUUCGUGUUCCUACUCAACCAACAGGACGAGGAGCCCAAUUUGAGCCAAGACGAGGGCUUCUUGGGAGCGAAAAUUGACCGACGUAACUCGCCUCAGGGAUUCCAGACACACGACCCGAAGCGGCCACUACUGUACGACGAUGAAGAGUCUCAGCAUGUGUACGCCACGUCGUCCUCCUCGACCUCACAGGCGUCGAGUUACGCCGAGGCAAGGCGCAACUUCGCAGCGCUGCCGUCGCCUCGGUCGAGUGACGGGUACCAGAGUGAUGGUUCGUGUGUUGAAGUUUAG
Messenger RNA from Phytophthora infestans T30-4, 1638 nucleotides. RefSeq names its product aspartyl protease family A01A, putative. The record is from RefSeq and is a predicted model, not a curated record. Gene Ontology annotation, molecular function: aspartic-type endopeptidase activity. Bases 1 to 1638 code for a protein of 545 amino acids. The transcript is spliced from 3 exons. Lineage: Eukaryota; Oomycota; Peronosporomycetes; Peronosporales; Peronosporaceae. Gene Ontology annotation, biological process: proteolysis.